Messenger RNA from Gamsiella multidivaricata, 2115 nucleotides. RefSeq lists its product as uncharacterized. NCBI's taxonomy places the organism in Eukaryota, Fungi, Mortierellomycota, Mortierellomycetes, Mortierellales, Mortierellaceae. The coding region runs from base 1 to 2115 and encodes 704 amino acids. Gene Ontology annotation, cellular component: nucleus; cytosol. The record is from RefSeq and is a predicted model, not a curated record. The transcript has 8 exons. Gene Ontology annotation, molecular function: cysteine-type endopeptidase activity; cysteine-type deubiquitinase activity. Gene Ontology annotation, biological process: protein deubiquitination.
AUGGAUCCACCAACGGCGAGGACAGUCGUUGCAUCCCUUGCGGCCAUCACCACUGUCGUACUACUCGCUCGCACUCUCACCUCAGUGCCGGACUCGAAGACCAGGAGGCUAAAAAGUAAUGGCAAGCCCAGGAACAAGAGCCGGAAGACACAGGACACAGAUGCUCCUCAAUAUGUCACAGGGCUGGUCAACGUCGGAAACACUUGCUUUAUGAAUGCAGUACUUCAGGCGCUGGCGUCUUUACCAUCUCUACGGGCUUAUCUUGAGGCGCGCAAGGAUAUCGGACAUGCCCAGGACUCUAUUACCCUUGCGCUCUGCGAGACCGUCGAAAUGCUCAACACAAUGCAUCGUCGCCCGACAGCAAAACGACUUGUUCGGAUGGUCAGCACUGUCAAGGCGAAAGCGGCACAUGUCCUUACCAGUCAACAACAGGAUGCGCAAGAGCUGUUCCAGAUUCUUUCGUCUCAAAUUUCAGAAGAGCGCGAAAAGCUAGACCACCCGGGAACAGCCUCAUUAUUAGACCGGACGGCCGUAAGUGACAUCCUGAACCCACCGCCUUCAUUACCAAGGCGACUGUCUUCAUCAUCUGUCAUGUCCUCUUCGCUGUCGUUCAGUCAACUUCAAGUACCAAAACGCGAUGGGAAUGCAUCACCCUCCUCAGAGCCUUCCUCGCCCUCAUCGCAUUGUGCUGACGCCAAGGAGGAAACAUCCGCCAAGAAAGAGAAAGGGGAACCCAUGGCAAUGACUGCCAGUUUGAUCAUGGACAGAAAUGAACAGGAGAAGUUCAGUCGGGCCAAGAGUCCCUUCAUGGGCUUACUCGCUAGUCGUGUAUCCUGUGUGGAUUGCGGAUAUACUGCGGCAAUUCGGCAUUCGACAUUCGAUAAUCUGUCGCUGACUGUGCCACGUCAGUAUUCUUGCAGUCUGGAAGAUUGCCUCGAAUCGUUUAUUCAUUUGGAUACGAUCACGGACUUCAAUUGCAGGAAGUGCACAGUGUUGAAAGCAAGCAAGGAUCUGGAACGCAUGAUUGAGCAGGGACGGAAACCCCUGGCGGGAGACGAAGCACGGCAGCGGGAGAGUCAGACUGGCUCAACUGCACCGCAAGAAAAUGCAGGGGCCACCAACAACCAUCCAGCAGAGUCACAGCCAGAAAAUAGCGGAUCUUCAAGGAGACGGUCAUCAAAUGGCGUUAAUGGUGCUGGUAACAAAAAAUCUGCCACAUCAAGGAUUAGUCUUGAAGAGAUGGAAAAGAUGAAGGAGCGUGUUGACCAGUGCCUCGCUUAUGAUAUCGAGAUGGAUUUGUCGCCACUUGAGUUGACACCUGUGCGAUCUAAUAGAACGACCAAACAUUCGAUGAUUGCGAAACCGCCACAAGCGCUGUGUCUACAUCUCAAUCGAUCCAUGUUCACGCCUUCGGGCCAGAUGACCAAGAACCCUUGCAAGGUCCUGUUUGGACCCAGACUGGAUUUCACACAAUUUACGACUUCAGGGCAUCUAACUACCGUUGCAACAAAGAGCAUGUCUCGUCGAGGGUCAGUCUCGGGACCUGGAGCAACAUCAACGGCAGGCCUUGGCUCUGAAAAAGGCAUCGCAACAGUACCAACUUCGGCAGGAGCGCCAGCGUCGUUGUUCUCUAGACGAGAAAGCAACGGAUGCAUCCCACUUUCAUCACCAUGGACUGCACAUACGGGCUCUGGACUGAUAGCAAGAUCAACUCUUGGUGUGGGUAAUGGUCAUGGGGAAAUUGCUGGCAAGGACGACGGAGGAGAUGACCGGGUGGUGUACCGGCUGUGGGCAGUGAUUGUUCAUUUUGGUAGCCAUAACUCGGGACACUUUGUGACUUACCGACGGAUCCCUUCAAGUUCGACUUUCUCAUCCUCCGAUUCAUCGGCAGCUCUACGUCGGCGCAGGAGGAAAGACGGCGUGGAAGAGAGGCAGGUGGGUGACAUGGAUGACCUCAACGUUGCUGACUCUGAGAAACUAACUCAGCCAUCUGUACCGAUGGUUACGACCGAGGACAAGUGGUGGAGGAUCUCAGACGAAGACGUCCAGAUUGUGGACUGGGCUGUGGUCAGAAAUGCGGAAGCGUACAUGCUGUUUUUUGAGAAGGAGGCAUGA